Messenger RNA from Vespa mandarinia (Asian giant hornet), 2847 nucleotides. RefSeq lists its product as uncharacterized. Lineage: Eukaryota; Metazoa; Arthropoda; Insecta; Hymenoptera; Vespidae. The record is from RefSeq and is a predicted model, not a curated record.
UUGUCAAGAUAAGACGUGUGCACUAGUGACAGUUAACGAAUAAAUACUAUACAAUUCGAGUACGUAAAUAUAAUGUACAGAACAUAUACGUGUGUUUGCCAAAUCUAGUAAUUUUGAGAUAGUGGGCAGUUACAAAUGUAUCCAACCAAAAAAUUUCUAAAUUACAGUUCUAAUUAAGGAAAAAAAAUCUCUAUCAUGGCAUCUUGUACUCAAAUGGCUCUACAGUUGCCUGUUAAAGAACAGGCAAUAGUGCUCGACUAUGUUAAUGGAAUAUCUGUUGAAGAGUACGUAACAGCAAUUGGUCAAAUAAUUGGUCCCAAAAACAUUGAAUUUGUAUCGCCAAUCUCUAAUGAUUUUGUGUAUAUAUUUCUUAAUAGUAAGGAAAUGGUGAACAAGCUCAUAAAUAUUAAUACCGUAAUAAACAUUGGAACACACGUUUUGAAAAUACGUCCAUUAAUUCCAAGAUCAAUACGAAUUAUCUUAUCUAACGUGUGUCCAAUAAUUCCACCCUUUAUUAUAGAAAAGGAGCUCGCCAAAUUGAAUGUCCAACCAAUUUCGCAAAUAAUGUUCAUCAAGCAAAAUAUUGACGAUCCCAAUUACGCUCAUAUAUGUGGCUCGGAUAGAGAGAUGUACAUCCAACUUGAGGAUGGAUCAAAAUUACCAGAAAUACUUGAGAUAAACUAUGAUGAUACAAACUACUCUAUCCUGUUGAUUAUGGAUGAAAUCACGUGUAAAGAAGAACAUACUAAUGAAAACUCCAAAAUAGAAACUCCAACAGAAAAUAUAUUAAAUAUUAAAGAUGAAAAAAAUAAUGAAAAAGAUACCAUGAAUACUCAAAUUAAAAAAAUACAUGAAGAUGUUCCAGUAAGAAAUUCAACUUGGAUUCCUCAACCUAGUACAUCAAAAGCUACUGAAAUUAUACCUUAUCCAAAAAUCUUUACUGAAUCAUUAUCAACGUCGUUAUUCACACAUAAUUUCAAAAAGGGUUCAGAAAUGAAGAAAGAAAGAACUAAGAGAUCAAAACCGAGUAAAAAGGAUAUCUUUCAGCAUUUACAACCAGCUAAAAAUUUUAUUAUAGCCAAUAUGAAAAGAUAUCAUCUCAAUUUUCAAAGUAUCAUAGAAUUAAUAUUUAAUACCUAUAGUUAUUCAAAUUUUGUCUUAAUUGCCCGAAGUUAUACAAAAGACAUCCCCGCACUCAUUGAUUUGCUGUUAAACAUUAAAGAGUUUAUUAGUAACCGACCCUUAAAAAAUCAAAUCGCUAGAAUAAUUAGAGGUCUAAUAAUGACUACCAAUUAAAUUCAAAUUAUUGUUACUACUAGAUAUACGUACAUAUAUAACCAAAUGUAUGAGAAAAAGGAUUAUCCAUACUAUAACUUAAUUCCAAGUAGCCAAUACAGUUUCAAAAUUAGGGAGAUUGUGCACAGUGUAUGUUCGAAUGUUCGAAUGAAUUUCCAAAAUAAGAUUAACAAAUGUAAUUUACACUACAUAUGUAGUUACAUAUAUAUAUAUAUAUAUAUAUAUAUAUAUAUAUAUAUAUAUGUAAUAUAUUCAAAUUAGAACAAAUUUUUACUGAGGUUUCAAACGUUUAAUACAAAAAAAAUAUUUUAAAGAAAAAUAAUAAAAAAAGAACGACCAAUAUUUGAUCGGUCGAUAAAACGAACCAAAAAAUGCAAAAUUUUAUUUGGAACAAUCUUGCUGUACAAAUUAUUUGAUAUCACAAAAAAAAAGAAAGGAAGAGCAAGAAAUUAUUUAGACAUAUCAAACUAUCAAAGAGAUUCCACCCAUGUUGCAAAUGAGCCUCGCCGUAUUCCGGUCGCUUUUAAUUCAGUACUCAAUUUGGAUUAAAAUCCAUAAAAUCCACCAUUACGAACCGAUACAAUGAUUGACCGAUAGCAUUCGAAGAACGCUGAUCGAAAAGGCUAAUGAUCGUAAAAUGUCAAUAAAAUCACGGAAUUUUCUAUUCAUCAUUAUUUCUUUGUUUACUCUUUCUCUUUGGAUCCGAAUUUUCGAUGGUUAUGCAUCGGCACGCGACGAGUAAUUACUAUUAAACGACCUUUCUCUCUCACUCUCACUCUCUCACUCUCUUACUUUCUCACUCUCUCAUGUAAAUGACGCGUGAGGAGUAUAUUUCUUUUGAGGGAAAAAGAUGGACCCAUUGAUUCUGAUCGAUUUCUAUUCAUUUUAAAUUUUCCAAACAAUUCGACGAUCCUAUUCACCUUUUUUCCACCAACGAAAAAGAGAAAGUAUUCCACUGAGCGAAUCAUUUCUGCCAGUCCCUUUCAGUUCAUCCUUUCUUUAUUUUAUUUUUCUUUUCUUUUUUUUUCUUAUUUCUCUUCUUCUUUCCUUUUCUUUUCUUUUUGCUUUUGUUUUCGUUCUUUUUAUUCUGGAAUUCAGGUUCGGACGGUCUAAGGAAAUAUCACGACUGGGUGGUCCGUUUCGGUGGCUACAUUGAGACGUCAGCGGUACGGUAACUCGGCCGAGUUCCUCUCAAGCUAGCGUGCGUUCGUUCCUGCAAAUCGUGCCGACUCUCGAAAGAAGCUUGAAAUAUCAUGCAAGGAAGAAAUCUCUCUUUCUCUCUCCCUCCCCUCUCUCUUUCUUUUUUGAAGAAAGAAGCAAACACUACCAUUAUCGAUCCCGCGCCAACGACGUUUACGUUGCCGAAAAUCAAGAUCACCCAAGAAGAUUGUACAAAAAAACAAAACCGCAUUUACAUUACACAUGACUUUUUCAAAAAUGUAGCCUCUAUAAAUAUUAUGGAAAUAAUUUUUUAAAUUAUAAUUAUAACACCCUAACAACAAUCAAAUAUUUAUACGUUUAUAAGUACAAAAAUGUAUUUAUAAGUCAAAA